This is a messenger RNA of Humulus lupulus (European hop), 1348 nucleotides long. RefSeq lists its product as uncharacterized. NCBI's taxonomy places the organism in Eukaryota, Viridiplantae, Streptophyta, Magnoliopsida, Rosales, Cannabaceae. Gene Ontology annotation, cellular component: chloroplast. The record is from RefSeq and is a predicted model, not a curated record. The coding region runs from base 125 to 1102 and encodes 325 amino acids. The transcript has 7 exons. Gene Ontology annotation, molecular function: oxidoreductase activity.
CCAUUAUCAUUUUCUCCGGCGGUAGCUCUCAAGGGUGACCGAGUGUUAUAGUAAUAGUAACGGUUAUAGUAAUAGACUAAGAUAGUAUUGCUUUCGGUUUCGGUUUUGGUAUUGGAUUUGGACGAUGGCAGCGCUUCCACGUGUCCCCUUGGUGAUCUCAAUCAGUGGUAGCACUCAAUGCCGUAAAUGUAGUUGGGUGAAGGUGAAAGCUUCUCUAACAGUUCCAGAACCUUCUACUCACUUCUCUUAUCUCACUCGCUCUUCUUCUUCUUCUUCUCGCUCAACAAACCCUCUUCGGCUACACAAAUCUCUCUCUCUUUCAGCUGCAAUGGCGGAUUCUUCUUCUCCUCCUGCUACUUCUACCGUGCUUGUUACCGGAGCUGGUGGCAGAACUGGGCAAAUUGUUUACAAGAAGUUGAAGGAGUCAAGCUUGUAUGUUGCAAGAGGUCUCGUAAGAACACAAGAGAGCAAGGAAAGCAUUGGAGGAGCAGACGAUCUCUAUGUCGGCGAUAUAAGAGACGAAGCCAGCAUUGUUCCUGCACUCCAAGGCGUUGAUGCUCUUAUAAUAUUAACUAGUGGUGUGCCAAAAAUGAAACCUGGGUUUGAUCCAACCAAAGGAAGGCCAGAGUUCUAUUUUGAAGAGGGUGCUUAUCCUGAGCAGGUUGACUGGAUUGGGCAGAAGAAUCAGAUAGAUGCCGCCAAGGCUGCUGGAGUGAAGCAAAUUGUGUUAGUUGGGUCUAUGGGUGGAACAGACCUAAAUCAUCCCUUGAACAAAUUGGCCAAUGGAAAUAUACUGAUUUGGAAGAGGAAAGCUGAGCAGUAUUUGGCUGACUCUGGUGUUCCCUACACAAUUAUUAGGGCUGGUGGCUUGCUAGACAAAGAAGGUGGUGUUAGGGAACUGCUUGUUGGAAAAGAUGAUGAGCUUCUCAAGACUGAAACCAAAUCCGUCCCUAGGUCCGAUGUUGCAGAAGUCUGCAUUCAGGCUCUGAAGUUUGAGGAGUCCAAAAACAAGGCAUUUGAUCUGGCAUCAAAGGCUGAGGGAGCUGGGACACCAACUAAGGAUUUCAAAGCCUUCUUUUCUCAGAUCACUACUCGGUUUUAAUCUUCAGAAGCCAGAAAGUAUUGCUGCUGGUGAAGUAGUACACCAUUAUCAUUAUUAGCCAUAUUACAAAUUUUAUCAAGUUAUUAAUGAGUGAAAUGAUUUAAAAGAAAGAGUAUGACCCGGGUCUUAUGCUCAUUUGGUUUAUAUACAAUAUGGGCAUGAACUGUCAUGAGUAUUGAGUAACCUGUAUUAUGAGAAAUGAAAGAUAAACAGAAGCAUGGUCAAUCAAUCUUUUAGUUUUAUAUA